Molecule: messenger RNA, 226 nt
Organism: Geodia barretti
Lineage: Eukaryota; Metazoa; Porifera; Demospongiae; Tetractinellida; Geodiidae
Source: the annotation of a GenBank genome assembly
CAAUUUUCAUGGCCAGAGUGGAUUUACCGAACACAGGAGGUCCAACAAUGUGAACUACCUGAACAUCUGAGGUGUAGAAGUCAAGGUAGCCAGUGAUGUUGCGAAUGUCUUCCUCUCGACCGACAAAAUGACUCACAGAUGGCAGACUCUUUGAGUGGCAGAGUCCCAGCUGGUAGCAGUCUGUGUUAGACCACACCACAGCUAGUAACACAAUUAGAAUGGAGAC